GGGAGCGCGCAUCUCACACACACGCUCACUCUCCACUCGAUUGCAAUCGGUUUUCACCAAUUUACCACAGACGACUCCUUGAUCUCUUGGCGGAUCCGUGUUAACGGAUGCGCCUCAUACAUUCGGUCGGCUCACACCUUUACCUCCGUGACUUUGAUGGGGACUUGGGCAACAGGGAGAGAAAAUGCCUGUGAUGAAAGGAUUACUUGCGCCACAGAACACGUUUCUAGACACCAUAGCCACACGGUUUGACGGCACACACAGCAACUUCAUCCUGGCUAAUGCCCAGGUGUCCAAGGCCCAAGGUUUCCCCAUCGUCUACUGUUCUGAUGGCUUCUGUGAGCUCACAGGCUUCUCCCGCGCUGAGGUCAUGCAGAAGAGCUGUGCCUGUAAGUUCCUGUAUGGCCCAGAGAGCAGCGAGACCAUCAUCCUCAGCAUCGACGACGCCCUGGAUGAACGGAAGGACUUCAAGGAAGAAAUCAUGUUCUACAAAAAGGCUGCGUCAUUGUUCUGGUGCCUGCUGGAAAUUGUCCCCAUUAAGAAUGAGAAGGGAGACGUGGUGCUCUUCCUGGCUUCAUUUAAAGACAUCACAGACAACAAGGCCAAGGCCAUCCCAGAGGGCAAGAGAGAAGAGCGCCGACAAGGGGGUCUGAAAACUGGCUCUUCGUUCAGUUCGACUCGUCUGCGGAGCAGUACUGUACUGUACCACAUCUCUGGUCACCUCCACAGCAAAGACAACAAGAAGAGGAAGAAGAGCAAGAUCAAACUCAACAAGAAUGUGUUUGGGGACCCCCCUGCUCUGCCAGAGUACAAGGUGGCGGACGCCAAGAAGUCCAAGUUCAUCUUGCUUCACUUCAGCACCUUCAAGGCGGGUUGGGAUUGGCUGAUCCUGCUGGCCACCUUCUACGUUGCCGUGACAGUGCCCUACAACGUCUGCUUCAUCGGAGACGAUGACCUCACCAGGAGCACUACAGUCAGCGACAUUGCUGUGGAGAUACUCUUUAUUAUAGACAUUGUGUUCAGUUUCCGUACCACUUACGUGAGUAAGUCUGGUCAAGUGAUUUUCAGUGCGCGGUUGAUCUGCAUCCACUACAUGACCACGUGGUUCAUCAUUGACCUGGUCGCCGCGCUGCCCUUUGACCUCCUCUAUGCCUUCAAAGUCAGCGUGGUAUCAGUAGUCCACCUGUUGAAGACAGUGCGUCUGCUCCGGCUGCUGCGUCUGCUCCAGAAGAUGGACCGGUACUCCCAGCACAGCACUGUGGUGCUCACCCUGCUCAUGUCCAUGUUCGCCCUGUUGGCCCACUGGAUGGCCUGCAUCUGGUACGUCAUCGGCAAGAAGGAGAUGGAGGCCAACGCCUACUCCUGGGACAUCGGCUGGCUCCAUGAGUUGGGGAAGCGUCUAGAGUCUCCCUACGACCCCCAGGGGGAAGUGAACGGGACGAGGCUGAGCGGACCUUCUCUGAGGAGUGUCUACAUCGCUUCUCUCUACUUCACCCUGUCCAGUCUGACCAGCGUGGGCUUCGGCAACGUGUCAGCCAACACCGACGCUGAGAAGAUCUUCUCCAUCUGCACCAUGCUCAUCGGAGCGUUGAUGCACGCCCUGGUGUUUGGUAACGUGACGGCCAUUAUCCAGCGGAUGUACUCUCGCUGGUCCCAGUACCACACCCGUACCAAGGACCUGAAGGACUUCAUCCGAGUCCACCACCUGCCCCAGGGCCUCAAACAACGCAUGCUGGAGUACUUCCAGACCACAUGGUCCGUCAACAACGGCAUUGACUCCAACGAGUUGCUGAAGGACUUCCCAGAUGAGCUGCGCUCUGACAUCACCAUGCACCUGAACAAGGAGAUAUUGGAGCUGUCUCUGUUUGCCUCGGCCAGCAGGGGGUGCCUGCGCUCCCUGUCCCUGCACAUCAAGACAACAUUCUGUGCCCCUGGGGAGUAUCUGCUGCGCCAGGGGGACGCCCUGCAGGCCAUCUUCUUUGUCUGCUCUGGGUCCAUGGAGGUGCUGAAGGAUGGCAUGGUGUUGGCUAUACUGGGUAAGGGUGACCUGAUCGGGGCCAACAUGUCUAUAGAUGACCGGGUGAUAAAGACCAACGCAGAUGUGAAGGCCCUAACCUACUGUGACCUGCAGUGUAUCAACCUGAGUGGUCUGUAUGAGGUACUGGACCUCUACCCAGAGUACACCAGCCGCUUUGUCCAAGACAUCCAUCUGGACCUCACAUACAACCUGAGGGAGGGACACGAGUGCCAUGUCAUAUCCAGAUUGUCCACCAAACCAUUGGACACACAGACAGAGGGGAGAGGCAACGGACGAGUGAUCCAGUCCUAUCCAUCCAUCAUUGAGAACCAGGAGGAAGAGGAGGAGGAAGAUGAGUUGGCAUCUGUAUCUCCGGAAUUGGUGCGCAACAGCGUCCUGUACACUAGAGAGGUGUCUUCUGGGAAGUCUCCAUCGGGUAGAGCCGGGAUGGAGAGAGAGUUGCACAGCGGCAGAGAAGGAACACACCAGAGCACUAGGAAACUGAGGGAGAAGAUCCAGAUCCGCCAGACAGCUCUCACCACGCUAGACCCCUCCAACCUCAGCCCUAGGGUUGUGGACGGUACGGAGGAUACUGAAGGUACAGAGACGUCUCCACUGUUCUCCUUCUCUCCUAGUCGAGCCUGUCCAGUCAGCGGUCCAGGGAAUGCACCUGCCACAUUUACAGGGCCGGGUGGUUUGACAGGGAUGCAGCUUAAGCCCCACCCUCUUCAACAUAUAAAUCAACGAAGUGGCGAGGAAACUAGAACGCAGCACCUAGAUCUUCUGCACAGAUUCUGUCAGAUCUGGGCUCUGACAGUAAAUCUCAAUAUUCUCCAGAUCAGCACAGCAGAGUCAGCAGCUAAAGCUGAGGAGACCUGGGGACAACUACGGCACCUAGACCAGGAGGUGAGUUCUCUGGGGAAGGAGGUGGCAGAGCUGGGCCAAGUAAUGAGGAGUAUGGCUCACCUGAUGGAGUCCCUCAUCUCCGGACCCAAACCCCUCUAUCCUGCACACUUUGUACCUGGACACCCCACGUACCUGUCCCACCCUGCGCCCACAUCCCACGCCACCCCCCCCACAGUCCUAUCCUCCCCCUUCUCAGACUGGUCCUCUCUGGGAAGACACCCCCCUCACCACCCCCUCUCCUUGCACCUCUCCACUUGUUGGCCAUGUCCAGCGGCAUCCUGGGAUGUUCCACGUGGAUCCCGCCCUGACCGCUUUUCCACACAGACCACAGAACCUCCACCUGGUCUACCCUCUGUGCCCUGGCCCGGCCUCCUCCCCCCUUUCACGCCCCUACCCCCCCCUCCUUCUCCCUCACGGACGCCUCAACAGAGCUACUGCUCCCCUCGCCCCUCACUUCUCCUGGGACGCCCCACUGUGGAGGGGGAGGGGGCGCUGGGUCCUUCAGGUUGCGGGCACGGAGUCUGGAGACCCCACAGCCACCGCGUGAUAGGAGAGGAGGGGCCCCUCAGAGCUCCGGGAGCCUGCCCCACCCUGGACGGAGCUACCAGCACAUGGAUUUGUAGCGGACAGAACUGGACUAAAGUGGACUCUCACUUAGAUACUGGACUAAAGAGAUACUGGACUAAAGGAGUGGAUGGGACUAACAACCAGGUCCCUAUAUCAUCAGACUACACUCUUACAGGGACACACAGAUCUCUGAUAAUACUGAUAACAUGUAAUUUUCUAUCUCCGUUUCCAAGGCACAUUUUUAUUUUCAAAUUGCAUGACAAAAGUAGAGGGGCAGUAGGUAGCCUAUAGGUAGCUACAUUGUAUAGACGUUCCAGUAGUGUUCUGGAGGGGUAUAGAAGCAAGAAUGUAGCUGUGACGUUGUGUUAUUCUCUGGAGAAGACCCUGGGGGUCUGAAGGAGAGGAGAAGAGCAGUACUGCACAAUGACAGAGGAGGAGGAGGAGGGGACUGGGUCGCACCAGGGAUGGAUGGAAUAGUAGAGAUGCCUGAGUGUAUAAGGGGGAGGGAGAGGGAAGGAGGAGGGGGGGAUUUCUUGCUCUUUCUCUCUUUCCAAUUUUCAAUUCGGAUGGAUUGGAGGAGAGAGUGAGUGGUGGAGGGAGUUGUGGUUGAGGGAUGAUGGAGAGAGUUGGAGGAUGUGAGGCUUUAAGUUCCAGUUUUCUAUCCACUCCCACCCCAUCACUGUUCUUGUAGUUGAGGUCUGGGCCUGCAGCUGGGGACCAGUGGCUGGUGUUUGGGGGUUGGUUGGUAGGGGCUGCUUG
This is a messenger RNA of Oncorhynchus gorbuscha (pink salmon), 4249 nucleotides long. RefSeq names its product potassium voltage-gated channel subfamily H member 8-like. Lineage: Eukaryota; Metazoa; Chordata; Actinopteri; Salmoniformes; Salmonidae. The transcript has 18 exons. Gene Ontology annotation, biological process: regulation of membrane potential; potassium ion transmembrane transport. The record is from RefSeq and is a predicted model, not a curated record. Gene Ontology annotation, cellular component: membrane. Gene Ontology annotation, molecular function: voltage-gated potassium channel activity. The coding region runs from base 185 to 3781 and encodes 1198 amino acids.